AUGGCAGUCGUGGUGCUCUGCAUGCACUCGGCGUUCCUGGGGGGCUCCGAGCAGACCGCCCUGCUGAGCCGAGUGUGGGCCCAGGGCCUGCCAGAUGAGAGGCUGGUCUUUGUGCCCUAUGACACCAACGGCUCCUACCCGGCCCUCGGCGACUGCGGGCCCCUGCGGGAGGCCUAUGACGCACUGCUCAUUGUCAGUCUGGAGUCCAGCCCUGCAGACCAGCCUGCAGACCAGGCCAUCAAAGCUGCCGGGGCCAAUGGAGAGAGGGCUGCCCGCCUGGAGCCACAGCAGGUGUCCCCGCUCUUUGGAACCAUCUAUGAAGUUAUUGUCCUGCUGGCCCAUGCCUUGAACCACUCUGAGAGCCACAGAGCAGGGCUCUCAGGGGUGCAGUUAGGGGACCACACAGGGGCUGUGAAUGUGGCUGGCUUUAGCCAGAGGAUUCGGAUGGAUGAGAAGGGCAGAAGGCUGGCUCAGUAUAUCAUUUUGGACAGAGAUGGUAGGGGGAGCCAGCUGGUCCCCACCCACAUACUGGACACCGGCACAUGGCAAGUGCAGCUGCUGGGCAGGGCCAUACACUUUCCAGGAGGGAGCCCUCUGGCACGCAACUCCAGCUGCUGGUUUCACCCCAAUACACUAUGCAUGAGAGGCGCGCAGCCCCUGAGUGGCCUCCUGGCUCUGGCCCUGGCCUGCGUCCUGGUGCUGGCCUGCGGGACCCUCACUUGCCUCGUCAGAUUGGGCGUCCAGCAGCUGCAGCAGGUGUGGGGCUCCCACCGGAUCCUGGUGACAGCCCAGGAGCUCAGCCUCAUCUAUCGGCCCCUCAGCAGACGGAUGAGUGGGCGGCUUCACAUGGACAGUGUGAGUGAAUUGAGAAGUGUGGUGGAUGCUGGGAGCCUGAGGUCGGUGGCCCAGGGGUCAGCUAGGAGCCUGCCAGCCCCCCAGGAGCCCUCCAACAUGGCCCUGUACCAGGGAGAGUGGGUGUGGCUGAAGAAGUUUGAAGCUGGCACAGCCCCUGAGCUGCGGCCGAGCUGCCGCCACCUCCUGAGAAAGAUGCGGGAGCUCCGGCACGAGAACGUCACUGCCUUCCUGGGCUUCCUCGUGGGCCCUGGGGUCAGUGCUCUGGUGAUGCAGCACUGCGCAUGGGGCAGCCUGGAGGACCUGCUGUGGAGUGAGGCUCUGCAGCUGGGCUGGACCUUCAAGGCCUCCCUGUGGCUGGAUUUGAUCCGUAGCAUGCGGUAUCUGCACCAUCGACAUUUCCCCCAUGGCCACCUCCAGUCCCGAAACUGUGUGGCGGAUGGACACUUCAUGCUGAAGGUCACUGACCACGGUUAUGCGGAGCUCCUGGGUGCUUGGCAGGCUCCCCGCCCCCGGCCAGCCCCAGAAGAGCUGCUGUGGAUGGCUCCGGAGCUGCUGCGGGGGCCCGGGGCGCCCGGGUGGGGCACCCUCAAAGGAGACGUCUUCAGCAUCAGCAUUAUCCUGCAGGAGGUGCUGACUUGAGGCCCGCCCUACUGCUCCUCGGGGCUCUCAGCAGAAGAAAUCAUCAGGAAGGUGGCAUCCCCCCCUCCCCUGUGCUGGUCACUGGUGUCUCCUGACCACGGGCCACCUGAGUGCAUCCAGCUGAUGGAGCGGUGCUGGGAGGAGGCUCCGCAGGACAGACCAAGCCUAGACCAGAUCUACACCCAGUUCAAAAGCAUCAAUCAAGGCAAGAAGACCAGUGUUGCCGACUCUAUGCUGCAGAUGCUGGAGAAGUAUUUCCAGAACCUGGAGGACCUGAUCCAGGAGCAGACUGAGGAACUGGAGCUGGAGAGGCAGAAGACGGAGAGGCUGCUCUGUCAGAUGCUCCCUCCGUCUGUGGCUGAAGCUCUGAGAAUGGGGGCGACUGUGGAGCCGGAGUACUUUGACCAGGUUAUCAUAUACUUCAGCGACAUCGUGGGGUUCACUGUCAUCUCAGCCCCGAGUGAGCCCAUUGAGGUGGUGGGCUUGCUCAACAACGUCUACUUGCUGUUCGAUGCUGUCCUGGGCAGCCAUGACAUGUAUAAGGUGGAGACCAUCGGGGACGCCUACAUGGUGGCAUCGGGGCUGCCCCAGCGCAAUGGGAGCCGGCACGUGGCUGAGAUCGCCACCACGGCCCUGGACAUCCUCAGCUCUGUGGGCAACUUCCAGAUGAGGCACGUGCCCGACGUGCCCAUUCACAUCAGGGCUGGCCUGCACUUGGGGCCCUGCAUGGCGGGGGUCAUGGGGCUUACCAGGCCUUGGUACUGCCUCUUUGGGGAUACUGUCAAUACUGCAUCCCGGAUGGAGUCCACAGGGCUGCCAUACAGAAUUCACGUCAGCAGAAGCACAGUCCAGACACUGCUCAGCCUGGAUGAAGGCUACAAAAUUGACAUCAGAGGCCAGACUGAGAUAAAGGGUAAGGGCAUGGAGGAGACCUACUGGCUGGCGGGGAAGGUGGGCUUCCCCAGACCCCUCCCCACACCCCUGGAUAUCAGACCUGGGGACCCCUGGCAGGACCUCAUAAUCUGAGAAAUCAAGGUGGCUUUUGCCAAAGCCCGCCACGGGGACGAGGUCACCAAGGAGGAAGGCCAGCGCCCACUUGGCUCCUGCGUCGUGCCCCUGCCCAGGGCUGGGCCGGUUUCCUCUAUGCUGGAAGGCACCAUCCUGGCUACCUUGUCAGCCACAGCCACAGCCACGUACUACAUGGAAAAAGGUGAUGCAGACACAGUGACAGCCUCAGUCACCAGCCGCAGGGUGGGACCAGCCAAAGGAAAUGGGUCCUUCAGUUCCGCACUCAGCAGGGAGGCUGCUGGUAUCCCCGUUUCACAGCGGGUGAAGGCUGCCUGGGAGGAGACUCACCCCCGACCCGCCUGCCCCACGGCCACGCAGGUGCAGCUUCUCAUGGGGGACCUGCCAACUGGCAGCCUCAGCACCCUGGCAACCAAGCUCAGACCCCCGGACUCGGCCUUCGAGGCCUCUGGACCCAAUCAUCCCGUGUUCUCGUCUGCCUCCCAUCUGGUCUGGGAGCUCCACAAGGGGCUGCCGCGAAGCACUUCCUGGACAUUUGGCCCCUUGGACAAGGAUCUGGAAAAGGAAGCCCACAGGGUACACAGCAAAAAUAGCAGCAGCGGCCGCAACAAAUACAGUGAGGAAUUACCUAACACCCACUGGGCGCAGGCUCCAGGCUGGUGCAGCGGCGCCGGCAGCGGGGAAAUCGUGGCCAGGCCGGAUUUCCUCUGCGGACCUGCGCCUCCUAGAGCCACCCGCCCCUCCGGACCCCGUGGGGCCAUGACCCGCACGUGCGGCGCCCAGCCGGCCUCGCUCGCACGGCGCUUCCUUAGCGACCCCGCUGCCUCCCCGCCCUUUCAUUCCGCCCCCUUCGGCCCGCCCCUUCUCAGCCGGGGUUCCAGCGAAAAGAAGAUGCUUCCCCCGCUCGCGCGUUCCGCAUCAACCGAGUCACGCGGGGGCGCGCCGGCCGGCGCUAGGACCCCGCGGCCGGGCCGAGGGGGGCGUGGUGGGGCGGGUCGGCGGGAGAGGUAUUUAAAUUGGAGCCCGCGCCGCCCCCUCGCGGGUCGGCUCCCGUGGGGCAGCGGAGCGGCCGGCGCCUCCUCGGGCCGGGACCCCGGGGCUGGCGCGGCGGCACCGCGGGGUGGGCAGGUUUGCGCAAAAUGUGCCCGGGAGAGGAGCGGCGGCCGCGCUGAGCCAGAUGCCAGGGCAGGGUUCCACGGGCUGCAGGGACGGUCCCUGCUGGAUGUGCAGAUGCCCACCUUGGGGGUAGAGUGGGAUGUAGCAAGCAGAGGAGCGGGACCCGAGGGCCCCUUUGGGCCGCAGUGCCUUCAGGUUCAGAAGGUGUCCCGGUCCUUCCAUGUCCUCACCUCGCACGUGGCACACAGCCCCCUGCAGUGCAGCUUCCGCCCCUAG
This is a messenger RNA of Ceratotherium simum simum (southern white rhinoceros), 3912 nucleotides long. The record is from RefSeq and is a predicted model, not a curated record. NCBI's taxonomy places the organism in Eukaryota, Metazoa, Chordata, Mammalia, Perissodactyla, Rhinocerotidae.